GUGAGGUAGACAUCUUUACAUAACUAUGUCUGAACACGUGGAUUUACUAAAGAAGGAAGCUUCAUCAGUUGAACUAGCAACAAAAUAUGCUAAAUUUUUGUAGACGCCAUAGCAAUGAGCGAUGGAGAAAGAGAGAGGUUUGAAGUCGAGUUGGAAUUUGUACAGUCGCUUGCCAAUCCUUACUAUCUAAACUUUCUUGCACAGCACGGAUACUUCAAGGACAAAUCGUUUGUAAAUUAUCUUAGAUAUCUGCAAUACUGGAAACAUCCUAAAUAUGCCAGAUUUCUGAAAUACCCUCACUGCCUCCACUUCCUCGAUUUGCUUCAACACAAAGAGUUCCAAAAGGAAUUGGUAAAUGCACAAUGCGCGAAGUUCAUUGAAGAACAGAUUCUUCUACAGUGGCAAUACAACCGACACAAACGACUAGAAAGCCAGCACCAACCGCCGUCCUUCAAACAAGGCAAGUCAGCCGGUGCCACUUCGGGAGACCAGAGUGCAUCUGUGAGUGAAGGAGCAGCAGCACGCAAACUGUCACCCUAGUAGACUCCAAUCUAGUUCAGAAUAAAAGCCAUGGUACUCUUUUGUAGUAUACGUACAGCAUAGCAAGAGUACAAUGCGAUAAGCAACUACAAUCCACAGCUCAUGUAUUAUGUAUUUCCCCGUUUCCCGU
Messenger RNA from Corticium candelabrum, 670 nucleotides. RefSeq names its product mediator of RNA polymerase II transcription subunit 31-like. Lineage: Eukaryota; Metazoa; Porifera; Homoscleromorpha; Homosclerophorida; Plakinidae. Gene Ontology annotation, biological process: regulation of transcription by RNA polymerase II. Gene Ontology annotation, molecular function: transcription coregulator activity. The transcript is spliced from 5 exons. Gene Ontology annotation, cellular component: mediator complex; core mediator complex. Bases 115 to 540 code for a protein of 141 amino acids. The record is from RefSeq and is a predicted model, not a curated record.